Motacilla alba alba is the source of this 9173-nucleotide messenger RNA. RefSeq names its product toll-like receptor 2 type-1. Bases 5810 to 8209 code for a protein of 799 amino acids. The transcript has 7 exons. Gene Ontology annotation, molecular function: protein binding; triacyl lipopeptide binding; transmembrane signaling receptor activity. Lineage: Eukaryota; Metazoa; Chordata; Aves; Passeriformes; Motacillidae. The record is from RefSeq and is a predicted model, not a curated record. Gene Ontology annotation, cellular component: membrane. Gene Ontology annotation, biological process: toll-like receptor signaling pathway; immune response; inflammatory response.
CAUGUUUCUUCUGAAGUUUACAUUCUGUGGUAUAAACUAGGAGUGGUUUAGCAGUUGUAGGUACAAACUUACACUCAUAAGUAAUAGCAUCUGUACCAAAUAGUAACUGGGGAUCUACCUGUUGAUGCAGAUCAAAGAGUUUCCAAAUGGUGCCAGUUCUAGUGCUGAUACAGUUGUUAGUGAGUGCAGACUUCUGGCAGCAGGAAAAAGGCUGAAUUGUGGCUUGUUUAUCUGGCUUCAAAUUGCAAGCUGUCACUUGGACAAUGUUAAGCUUGUGUAGUGUGGGUGAGUGGGCAUUUCUUCCAGAACUUUUCUUGUGAGUGACUCCUGGCAUUUUGUGUUGUGUUUAGCCUUCACGUUGCAGUAGCAUUUUCAGUGCAUUUUAUUGCACUUGUUUGAAAUGCCAAAGCUUGAAGUGAAAGAAAUGUUUCUUUUGAGAGCAGAGUUUACACCACUCUCCCAAACAGAAUGAUAUUGUGCUGGCUCAUGUUAGGAGACUAAAACUGUGUAGCUGAGGAAGUGCUGCCACCCAUGCCAGGACUCAGUCUAUCAUGCAAGAUGUCUCUGCUUCCCCUUGCUGUAGAGCCUUUUCUCUGCACGGCAGAGUGUGUCUGGACAUCAAAAGGAGGCAGAGACAUCCCUUAGGUUCAGAGAUGUCCUUGGCACAAGAGCACUUGUCAGGCCUGAAGAGAGAGUGAAAGUGGAUCCAGCAGCAGUCUCGUACAACUGCUUAAAGAAGAGCCAUAGAGACGGCAGAACCAAAUUCUGUUGUGGUGGCCACAGGCAUUACGGCAAGUGGCUGUGGUCAUGGAUUGCCACAUGGGAGGUUGAACAUGAGGAAGAAUGAUGUCCCUUGUAGGGUGAUGCUGCAGGAGAACAGGUACCUGAACAGGUGAGCAGAUCUCUGCUUCAUGUUCAUGGCAUGGCUGAAUGAAGCCACAUGUGACCUGCUGUACUGGAGGUGGCAGUCCUUUUCCUUGUGGGAGGUCACACUGGAGACCAUCAGGGUCCAGACACUAUUUCGAGGAUUCUGUGAGUCUUGAGCAAGUUCUGUACUUUUUGCUACUUAAUUUCAUCUUGCCUUUUGCUCACAGAAUGACUGGAAGACAAGAGCUCUGUUUGACAGUAAGAAAUCAAGGCUUUUUUUAUUUGUUUUUAUUCAAAGACAGAGCAGAAAAGGCACUGCAAAAUAGUUCACAGCCUGCAUGCAAGGCUACUCAAUCAUCUGAGCUCUCAGACCUAAAUUCUGGCCCUGCUAAUGUCUCUCAUUGCUGAGCUAUCAGACCAGCUCCUUUAUCUUGCUGGUUUCAUCCAGAAAUGCCAUGCCAGGGCUUGAAAUCUUUUAGCCAAAACAGCACACUUCCGCAAAAGGUUUGUUUCAAUAAAUCAGCAGUUCCUGCAAAAUAAGCUUUGUUGAAAGUUACUCUGCCAGCUAUGCCUUCACGAGUGUUUAGGUUAGCUCAGAAGGUGGCCAGGGACUGGUUGGGAAACUCAAAAGCUCCUACACCUCAAAAGCUCCUUUACCUGCUUUAAUUGCUCGUGUGGGAGGUGCUCCAAAGCCUUCCUUUGGUUUCAAUGUCAGAAAAAUGGGAUCGUCACUGAAUGCUUCUCUGAACUGUGGUGUUUUAAUUGCUUGAUCAGGAAUUAGCACCGGGGGUCUAUGGCUGCUUUCCAUGAUGUGUUGUGCUGGGCAGGAAUCUGUUUGACUUGAGUGUAAUCGUAAUUGCUUGUGAUUCUGAAGGGAAGUUCACGUGUUCCUAUGAACUUUGAUGCUCCUGAAAAUGGUACUAAGCCAUGAGAAGUAGUCGCAACCACUGACAUGCUUUCUGUGCACCUCUUGCCUAUGGUAAGAGACUUCAGGAGGAAUAGAGUGGGCGUAUAAACCCAAUAAAUACAAUUUUUUUAAAAAAAAGUGAUCCUUUGGUUUGAAAUGGAAUGAACUUCUUUAUUCCCUGGAUAAUAUUGCUUGUUGUAUAGCAUGCAUGGAUUUUGGAUAAAAAGGCACAGGAGAGAGGAGAGGACAUGAAAUGAUGUGCUUAGCUGUCUUAGUUUAUUCUGUUAAUUCCAUUCUGUGUCUCAAGAAUAUCCUUAUUUUCUGUGCACUGAAGAGAGGCUUUUCCUCAAGUUCCAGUGUAAGGACAUGGAUUUCUUAUAUCUCCAACAAGCUGUAACAACAACCUCAAAACCCCACAGAGUUAUGAUAGGCACUGAGUCCCUGUUGUAAGUAAAGUGUAUGUUCUAAACAGAGUCAAUCACUGGAAAAGAGAGGAAAAAUUAUGCAGUAAACCAAGCAAAGGCACUGGAGAAUUCAAGGAGAGCAAAACUAGAUAGAAAUGUUUGGAAAAGAAGACCUGUGUGAAAAAUUCGAUCAGACUUGUUAAAAGUGCCAACAAAAGACAAGGGGAAAGAGCCACAAAGAGCUUGAGAAAUAUUGCUAAGGAAGGAAACAAUAAUUCCCUUUAAUCAAACCAGAACAGAUCAAGAAAUUAUUCCCCCAGGAGCUGCGUAGUAUUAAGCAAAGUUUUUCAUAUAACUUUUCAUAACAAUAACUAAGGAAUGUAACAAUCUCAUUAAGGUUACUGGAAAUAAUUGCUGCCAUCAGGAGACAUCUGUAGCUUAAUUAGCAAUCCACUUGAAUGCAAGUGGGUUUGGGCUCAGUUAAAAAUCAUUCCUCCCACAGUAAAGGGAAAGAUGAAAUAAGUAAUUGCUUUGUACCAAAGUGAUUAUAAUUGUGCUGGAGUGAAGUGGAGAGGCUGCUCUAAAGAUAUCUCAUUGUCAUGAGCAAAGUAAUUUCUAACUUCUUGCUUUGUGCCUAUAGCAGCGUUGGGAGCCUCGUUGAUCUCUCUGAAACUGGUACUGUUUUAAGAGACAUCAGCAAAAGUUGUUCUUAGUUAACCGAAGAAAUGCUUAAAAUUGGAAAGGGAAUACCAAAAUACCAGUAUAAAAGUGCAGUAGCUUGCACAGUUCACUAGUAGGGCUGAUGAUGGAGUGGGGGAAAAUCCCUGUGGGUGCAGUUCCAAGCAUUCAGUAUUGUCUUCUGCCACCAUGUGAGCACUACAUAGUCUCUGGGAAUUCACUGUUUUCCCAAGAAAACUGGGAAUAAGUGACAGCCACCCCUGCUUUCUGCUCCCAGCAGGUUUGUGGCUUCUUAUAUGUGUAUUGAGAACUAGGGAUACCACAUUAUCACUGUCCUUGAUUUUCACAGGCUAUAUUGGCCAAGCCUGUCUGGUUGGGCCAGUAUUUCCAUUAUGGAGCCAGAGAAUAUUUCUGGCACAUUUCCUGGAGGUCUGUUGGUACUGAGAGGCGGCAUGGACAAAGCCAGAAUCUAUGGCAGGGUAUUCUCCUGCCCCAGCCUUGCCAGGCUGCAGCAAGCCCCUCACAGAGUUUCACUGUAGAGCUGCAGGAAGGGGAGCAUCCAAUGCAGCUUCCCUGUAGGAGAGGGCAGUGCUCUGCUGGGACCCUGUUUGUUGUUAGGUGGGGCUGGUACAGUGCUGAGCUUGCUCCUGCAGGGAAGGAUUUGGAGAGCCCAGCAGCGUGGCUGCCACCGGUCCUGGUUUGAACUCCAUGGGAGCAGCAGAUGGGCGAGGCCGAGCUGCAAGUGCCACCUGCGGGGGGACAGGGCUGUCCCCAAGGCAGGCCCACAUGGGGAGCACCGUCAUUGCUUGCUCAUCUGAAUUUGUCACAGGUAUGGUGGCAGUUGGCAGAUCUGUCCUACAGCUCCUGCAGCUGGACCUGGGCAUGCCGGACUGUUCCAGCUACUCGAAGGAGCAAGGACCAGCACUGGCAGAAUGAGCCUAAGGGCUCUGAGGGCAGGUGAGAGAUCUGAUUGCUGGGAGGCAGAUGAGCUCACUGGAGAGCUGUUAAUUUAAUCUUCUGAAGAGAGCGGAAGGGGAGGAAGCAAGGGAGGUUUCCACUAGAGCUGGCAAUGCCUGCAGCUCCACCACCCAACUUCUUUCUGCCUCUGGAGAAGCCUUGGUGACUCCUGGGAAGUCAUGGCCUUCACAGCACCACAGGUUCCACCAGAGCUGUCCUACCAGGGUGGGAUACUCCUGAUGGUAAGAAGAAACCUGGGACACAAAGACCUGAUGGAAAUGCCCAGGGGUGGACAGCCUGCUAAGCUCACAGUGACACACCUUCCUGUAUGUGCAAACUUCACGGUGAGUUAAGCGUUGAAGGACUUUAAUCGGAAUUGAUCCAAGGGGAUGGAUCUCUGGCAACAGCAAGCUGGAAGCCUACCUGCCCAAGUAAAUUUGGGUUGAACUCUGAGCUCCCCGUACCAUCUUGAAGAUGAAUACCUGAAGCUCUGCAAGACAGAUUAAAGCACAGGCACCAGCAGUGCACGCAAAGAAUCUGUUCCCAGGACCAUGAAAGGAUGCCAAGCCAUUCUGCUUUCAAUUACAUGAGAAAUUGAAAUAGAAUUGGAAUAGAAUUGAAAAGUACUUCCUGCUCCAAAGACUGCAAGGACAGAUUUGACUUUCGGCUUUUCCUUGCCAUCGUUUUCUGAGGGCACUUGGGUAAGAGCAUCCCAGGUUCAGCCUGCCUGACACUGCCGCAGCCAAGCUGACAUACUGGCAGAUCCUAUUACCAGUGUGCAGUGUGACUGAACGUUGCCAUGAGGUGCAUUUGGGCUCUCUGUGGGCUUUGCCACCCUUGAUCACACAGAUGCUGCUGUGGGCCCUCUGACAAGUGGAAGGAAUCAGUCCAUCUGUCUGCUCUCAGGCAGGUACUUCUUGGUGCAAGAGGGCGGCAAAAGGUGACAAUUUUUGAACACAGAAAAGAAAUGGUAACUGCAAUAGGAAUGUUAGUGUUUGAAUUUAACGGACUUGCCUUUCAGAGCUGGUAGGAUGACUCCCUGCCCCUUUGUGCAAACAGCAUACUUGGCUAUUUGACCAACCAUGUAUUACUUCAGUCAGGUUAAAAUGAAUGCCAUCCAGCCUCCUCUCUCAAAAUUGCCUUUGAUGUUUACAGAGAGAUACUUUGCUUCAGACUGUGUCUUGUGCUUCAGACAGAAUAUCAUUCCUGUUAUUCAUUUUCUGUUGACAUCAUAUGACUGUAAUGUCCUAGGAAAUUAAAGGAUGCUGAGUGUUUCUGUAGUACUCUCCUUGACUAAACAAUUUGACUCCAAGACUUAAUACAUGCAUCACUUUUUAUAUUGAUAAUAUUUUAAAGAACUUACGUAAGUUGGUUGUGCUGCGAUGUUCUGUUUCUCAGCACAGUGAACAACCCUCAGUGCCUACCAGACAAAAGGUGUUGAACACAGAGAUACAGGGAGGUUAAUGCAGUUCUGCCUGGGAACUAUUUCUGCACUUAAUGGGGAGGAAGGGAUUGUGAAAGAAUGACUUGCGCAAAAUGAUUGCAUCAGCCAAUGGGAGUUGACUGACAAAAAGAAGAGACUGACAGUUAAUUUUAUCUUUCAAAGAAGAGAGUUCAACUACAAUAUGUUCUCAUUUUUUGUGUCCCAAAUCAGCAGCAACGGUAGAAUUGGUUGAAAUGUGAGUUUGAAGGGUGAGCCAUACGUGCUGGACAAUCCUGGACUCUUCAGAAGCCAUGGUUUCCACAGGGGAGCCACCACUAGAGAGAAGAGACGCAAACUGCUACGAUUCACUGGCUGCAUAGUUAAAGGACACUGGGAAACUGGGAACAUGAAGUUUUGUUUGAAGAGAACAAUAUUUUGAGGCUGAAAUAUUUUCUCACUUCGAGACUGUCACCUCAUCAGACCUGCCAAAAAUUUCCAGCUUUUGUUGUGCUUGCAGGUAUGAGGUGACCAUUCAGAUGCCUUGACCAGCACACGAGGAGACUGACACACAGCAUGCAGUACACUAGCAAAAUGUCCAUUCAAGCAAAACAAAUAUCAAGAACUACACACACCUGGCAAGUGUUGGCCAUCUACAUGGUCUUAGCUGCAAGCCUCUCCGAGCAGCUAACACUGAAGCAGGCUUGUCCUUCAUGCGAUGCCAGUCAGCUUUGCAACUGCUUCUCCAUGGCCUUGGAAUUCAUUCCCCCUGGGCUUACUUCCAAAAUCACAGUGUUAAACCUGACCCACAACAAGAUAAAGCACAUCCAAUCCCAGGACCUGCAGCAGGCUGUGAACCUGAGAGUCCUGCUGCUGCAGUCCAACAAAAUCAGCUCGAUAGAUGAGGAUGCAUUUCAGUUCCUGGAAAAACUGGAGCUCUUGGACUUAUCAAAUAACAGCUUGGCUCACCUGUCCCCGGUGUGGUUUGGGCACCUUUUUUCACUCCAGCAUCUCCAUCUUCAAGGCAAUUCCUACAGAGACCUGGGGCAGAGCUCCCCCUUUUCUAGCCUGAGGAACCUGAGCUCUCUCUACCUGGGCAACCCGCAGUUCUCUGUGAUAAGGCAAGGGAACUUUGAGGGCAUUGAGCUUCUGCACAAGUUGUGGAUUGAUGGUAGCAAUCUCAGUCAGUAUGAGCAGGGAAGUUUGAAAUCAAUUAAGCAGAUCAAUCACAUGAUCAUAAACCUAAGAAAUAGUAACAUAUUCUCAGAAAUUGUUAGGGACCUUGUGCACUCUGUCACUUGGCUGGAAGUGACAGAAAUCAAAUUACCGGUUGAAAAAAAAAGCUUGGUGCAGAAUUCUACACGUCCUUUUAGGAUACAAAAACUUACAUUUAAAGAAGCUUUCUGCACAGACCAAACUAUUAGCCGAACAAUAGUGUCACUGAAGGAAAUCACCUCUUUAAAAGAGUUAGAGGCAAUUAAUUGUGUGCUUGAGGGGCAGGGAAUAUGGAACACUAAAGAAAUUGCAAGGAGUGGGCAAAGUUUUGUUGAAACCAUAACAAUUAUAAAGGCAAUGAUUCAGAAUUUUCAUUUGUUUUUUGACCUGCAAGGCAUGGAGUCACAAAUAAACAAACUAAAAAGACUCACUAUUGCAAGCUCUAAUGUUUUCAUGGUACCAUGCAAUCUUGCAAGACAUUUUUCAUCACUUCUCUAUCUGGACUUUCAUGAUAAUUUGCUUGUAAAUAAGCGUUUAGAUGAGACAAUCUGUGAACAUUCCUGGCCUUCAUUGCAAACUCUAAAUCUAAGUCAGAACUCUCUAAAAUCUCUGAAAGAGACUGCAGAGUAUACAUCUCGUCUACCAAAAUUGAGUAAUCUUGAUAUUAGCCAAAAUAAUUUUGGUGAGAUUCCAGAUGCGUGUGAAUGGCCAAAACUCCUGAAAUAUUUAAACCUGUCCAGCACUCAAAUUCCUAAAGUAACAACCUGCAUUCCUCAAACGCUAGAGGUUUUGGAUGUCAGUGGAAACAACCUGAAGGAGUUUGGACUGCAGCUCCCAUUUCUGAAAGAGCUGUACCUCACAAGAAACCAGCUGAAGACGCUGCCAGGUGCCGCACCCAUCCCAAGCUUAGUGUCCUUGUCCGUCAGAAGAAACAAGCUGAACAGUUUCUUCAAGGAGGAGUUGGAGUCCUUCAGGAGAAUGGAGCUGCUGGAUGCCAGUGACAACAACUUCAUCUGCUCCUGUGAGUUCCUCUCCUUCAUCCACCACGAGGCCGGGCUAACCCAAGUGCUGGUGGGGUGGCCGGACCAGUACGUGUGUGACUCUCCGCUGGCGGUGAGAGGGGCGCAGGUUGGCUCUGUGCACCUCUCCCUGAUGGAGUGCCACAGGUCCCUGGUGGUGUCGUUGAUCUGCGUCCUGGUGUUCCUGGUCAUCCUGCUGCUGGUGGCCGUCGGCUACAAGUACCACGUGGUCUGGUACCUGCGGAUGACAUGGGCCUGGCUGCAAGCCAAGCGGAAGCCCAAGCGCGCCCCGCCGAAGGACGUCUGCUACGACGCUUUUGUCUCCUACAGCGAGAACGACUCCGACUGGGUGGAGAACACCAUGGUGCGGGAGCUGGAGCAGGCCUGCCCUCCCUUCCGGCUCUGCCUGCACAAGCGGGACUUUGUGCCGGGGAAGUGGAUCGUGGACAACAUCAUCGACUCCAUUGAGAAGAGCCGCAAAACGCUCUUUGUGCUGUCCGAGCACUUUGUGCAGAGCGAGUGGUGCAAGUACGAGCUGGACUUCUCGCAUUUCCGCCUCUUUGAUGAGAACAACGAUGCGGCGAUUCUCAUCCUCCUGGAGCCCAUCCAGAGCAAAGCCAUUCCCAAGAGGUUCUGCAAGCUGCGGAAGGUCAUGAACACAAAGACCUACCUGGAGUGGCCUGCUGGUGAAGAGCAGCAGCAGAUGUUUUGGGAAAACUUGAAAGGUGCCUUGAAGUCAUAGAAUUCAGCAGUCCUGAUUUCAACAUAUUUCCACAAAAGGCUGUAUAUCACUUUCUUGCUGCUAAGAAUCUUCUCUUUCUUAUUUUUCUGCAUAACUGCGACUGGCUUUGUUUUAUAUAGAGAUAAUUGUCAUUUUAGCAGCUGGAAAAGACCUGUUUUAGACUUUUCAGUGAUUAGACGCUCUGGUCUUUAAAAGUCCCUGCCAAUAACCAUGACAUUUGGAAACCGUGUUGGACUUGUUAUACUUUUCUAAGUACAUUUUGCUGAGUGCGGGGUGUUUCUGUACUUUUUACUCUUGUUACCACUAUCCCCAACUGGUCUCUAACAAUGCCAUUGUAAUUUUCAAAUGACAUUAAAAGCCAUGGUCUUCAAUUAAUAUUUCCCUGUGUCCAUUUCUUCCUGGGAAUGCUUGUUUUUCUCUUCAUUAUCACCUCCACUUUCCUUUCUACCUACCCGCAGAAAUACCUGAAGCCUUCUAAUUUUGGAUGUUACACUGUGUUUCUAAUGUGUGGGCUAGAUGGUGUUGCAGACUGGCUCAGUUUUAAGUUUUGCUCUUCUACUUUGCAGAGCAUAUUCAUGUAAUCACAGGGCCAUGCAAGUCUGACAGCUCUGCUUACCUUCCUUUGUAGUCGGUGAAGAAAAUCACAGGGAUAAGAGGCAGUUCAUCUCUCUACUUCAGUGUGAGGUAUCUCCUGGAAUUACCAUAUUGCUCUCCACUGAUUACAAAGGGAGUCUAGACAAGCAGGUAGAUACACAUGUUUACAUUAAGGUAGUCAGUCCCACUCUGAGUGUUUGGAUUUCUUGUGUUUUAGAGUUUCUUAUGGGAACCUGAAAAUGUCUCUGAGGCGAUUAAGUUAGGUUUCUCUAACUCAACAUUUUCAUGUUCCCUGUUGCUUGUUUUGCUGGAGUUUAAGUACAGGAAAAUCUAGAUCUUGAUUAAAUUUUAGACAUGCAAUUAUUUUGUG